UGUCAGCGUUAGUUAAAGCUUUUUUUUCCUCUGCCACAGGUUUGUCAACAUGUCGUCUCAUUUGCAGUGGAUGGUCAUUAGGAACUGCUCCAGCUUCCUCAUCAAGAGGAACGGACAGACCUACAGCACCGAACCCAACAACCUGAAGUCAAAGAAUUCCUUCCGUUUCAAUGGGCUGGUACACAGGAAGACUGUGGGUGUUCAGCCUGCAGCUGACAACAAGGGUAUUGUUGUCGUGCUGAAGAAGCGUGCAGGCCAGCGCAAGCCUGCCACUUCAUAUGAGAAGAUCACGAUCAACAAGAACUCCCGUGCCACUUUGAGCAGCCUGAGGCACAUUAUCCGUAAGAACAACUACAGGAAGGACUUGCGCAUGUGCCAUCCUGAUGAGCCAGAAGCAUGUGGUUGUGAAGAAGAGACGUACCAAGGCUGCCAAAACUGCAUAGUUGUUGCAGAAUUAAGACAAAAUAAAAUGUUUCAAAAACUUUACCCUGUCUUCAAUCUUUUAUUUUUAAGAAUGAAGUCCAGUGCUGCAUGUUUCUUCAGGGCUGCUCGAUCUUUUUCCUGGAGAGUAUCCACCCUGUAGGUUUCCCCUGAUUCUAAUAAUCAGCUGGAUGAAAAGCUACAUACUUUUUGACAAAACAGGUUGGAGAGAACCAACUGGACGACAGCUCUCCAGGAACAGGAUUACACAGCUGUAGGGGGAGCUAUAACACCAGUGUUCUUCAUGGUUGGAAAUACAAUUUUACUUAAUUGUGCUAGAUAGACUAGCAUCUGAGGGUGUUAUAAAUUUGUUUGGGUUGACCUAAUUUAAGGAGUGAAGUAAAUUCCUUGGUUCUGUCCAUGAAGAAGCCUUUGUUAUGCAUUAAUUUGAGACAAAAGCAAUCCCACAGCCCAGGUCUGUUAACAACUUCAGUUCAACUAGAGCAUGUGACUGAAUAGGUUGGACCUAAUUAAAAAUCAAGUGGCCAUUCCCAUGUGUACUGUUAUUGAUUACUUAUAAAUAAAUGUUUUUGUAAUA
Molecule: messenger RNA, 1018 nt
Organism: Esox lucius (northern pike)
Lineage: Eukaryota; Metazoa; Chordata; Actinopteri; Esociformes; Esocidae
Gene: rpl28
Product: ribosomal protein L28
Exons: 4
Coding region: 50-583 (177 amino acids)
Biological process (GO): translation
Cellular component (GO): cytosolic large ribosomal subunit; ribosome
Molecular function (GO): structural constituent of ribosome
Source: RefSeq, a predicted model, not a curated record